CUGUAAUGAAAGUCAGCAGCUCCAUUUUGUGACGAGUGAAAACUAAAAGAUUUCAGGAGUAAAAACACAGGUUUAAUUUCACACACCGAUGUUGGAGUGAAGUAAACGUGUGUCCUGCUGUAAUCUGGAGAAGGAGACAUGACCUCCAACAUGAGUGUGUCUGGAAAACAGGACUUAAAGAAAGACGAGAGAAUGAUGGAGGGAAAGAGAUCAGACUCACCAGAUCCCAGCUGUGUGUCCAUGAAGAGUGACGAGUCAAUGGAACAUCCAAUACACUUCAGAGACAGAGACAGUUCUACUGAUGUGAGACCAAAAAAAUCAAACAUCAGCAGAAAUCAGCUGGACUCUAUUUUCAAGGAGCUGGAACACAAAGUCAUCACUCUGAUAAAGAAUGAGCUGAAGAGGUUUAGGAAGCUCCUGAGUCCAGAUUACCCAGCAUGCACUGAAAGGGAGGUGGAGGAUGAGGAGGAUCUGCACAGUGUCACAGAGGGAGCGCUGAAGAUCACACUGCAUGUCCUGAAGAACAUGAACCACACAGAUCUCGCUAACACACUGGACAACAAACUCGCCUCUGUGUAUCAGCCAAAGUUGAAGUCCAGGCUGAGAGAGAAGUUUAAAAGAAUUAAUGAAGGAAUCUCACAGCAUGGAAGCUCAGCACUUCUGAAUGAGAUCUACACUGAGCUCUACAUCACAGAGGGUUGGAGUGGAGACAUCAGUAAUGAACAUGAGGUGAGACAGAUUGAGGCAGCGUCCAGGAGACCAGCAACACAGGAGAAACCCAUCAAAUGUAAUGAGAUCUUUAAAGACAAGUCCAUCAGAACUGUGCUGACUAAAGGAGUUGCUGGAAUUGGAAAAACAGUUUCUGUGCAGAAGUUCAUUCUGGACUGGGCUGAAGGAAAAGUAAAUCAGGACGUCUUCUUCAUGUUUCCAUUUCCAUUUAGAGAGCUGAAUCUGAUGAAGCAGCAAAAUCUCAGUCUGAUGAAUCUUCUUCAUGACUUUUUCCCAGAAAUAAGAAAACUAGAAUCAAUACACUGUGACUCCUACAAAGUGGUGUUGAUCUUUGAUGGUCUGGAUGAGUGUCGGCUUCCUCUAAAUUUCCAGAAGAAUGAGAGAUUGUGUGAUGUGACAGAGUCAGCCUCAGUGGAUGUGCUGCUGACGAACCUCAUCAAGGGGAAUCUGCUUCCCUCUGCUCUCCUCUGGAUAACCACAAGACCAGGAGCAGCCAAUCAGAUCCCUCCUGAGUGUGUAGACCAGGUAACAGAGGUACGAGGCUUCAGUGAUCCUCAGAAAGAGGAGUACUUCAGGAAGAGGAUCAGUGAUCAGAGCCUGGCCAAUAAAAUCAUUACUCACCUGAAGUCUUCAAGAAGCCUCAACAUCAUGUGCCACAUCCCAGUCUUCUGCUGGAUCUCAGCCACUGUUCUAGAGAGAAUGUUGGGUGUAGCAAAGAGUGGAGAGAUCCCCAAGACUCUGACUCAAAUGUACACACACUUCCUGGUCUUUCAGAUCAAACACAAGGACCAAAAGUACCAUCAGAAAUGUGACUCUGAUCCUCAGCAGACCAGAGAGAAUAUCAUGGCACUGGGAAAACUGGCUUUCCACCAGCUGGAGAAAGGAAACCUGAUCUUCUAUGAGGAAGACCUGAGAGAGUGUGACAUUGAUGUAAGAGAAGUGUCAGUGUACUCAGGAGUGUGUACCCAGAUCUUCAGAGAGGAGUUUGGGCUUCACCUGGGGAAGGUGUUCAGCUUUGUACAUCUGAGUGUUCAGGAGUUUCUGGCUGCUUUAUAUGUAUUGAUCGGCUUCAUUUUAAGAAAUACAAAUGUGCUUGUGGGGCAAAGCACUGGACUUUUUAAUUUCUUCAGAAAUCCAAGCAUGUCUGAUCUCCUCAGGAGUUCAGUGGACAAGGCCUUACAGAGUGAGAAUGGACACCUGGACCUGUUCCUCCGCUUCCUUCUGGGUCUCUCACUGGAGUCCAAUCAAACUCUCUUACAAGACUUAAUGCCACAAACAGGAAGCAGAUUUCACAGCAAACACGAAACAGUGGAGUACAUCAAGGAGAAGAUCAGGGAGAAUCCAUCUCCAGAGAAAUCCAUCAAUCUGUUCCACUGUCUGAAUGAACUGAAUGAUGAUUCUCUAGUGCAGGAAGUACAAACUUACCUGAACAGAGGAGGUAACAGUCAUCUCAUUAGAACCAGACUCUCUCCUGCUCAGUGGUCAGCUCUGGUGUUUGUGUUACUGAACUCAGAACAGGAGCUGGAUGUGUUUAAGUUGAGUAAAUAUGAUCCAUCAGAUGAAGGUCUUCUGAGGCUGCUGCCAGUGGUCAAAGCCUCCAGAAAAGCUGAUCUGUGUCUCAGUAAUCUGACAGAGGAAAGCUGUAGAGUUCUGUCCUCAGUUCUCAGCUCAAACUCCUCCAGUCUGAGAAAACUGGACCUGAGUUACAAUAAACUGCAGGAUUCAGGAGUGAAGCUGCUCUCUGAUGGACUGAAGGAUCCACACUGUACACUGGAGAUACUGAGUCUGUGUCUCUGUAAUCUGACAGAGGAAAGUUGUAGAGUUCUGUCCUCAGUUCUCAGCUCAAACUCCUCCAGUCUGAGAGAACUGAACCUGAGUUACAAUAAACUGCUGCAGGAUUCAGGAGUGAAGCUGCUCUCUGAUGGACUGAAGAAUCCACACUGUACACUGGAGAAACUGAGUCUGUUACAGUGUAAUCUGACAGAGGAAAGCUGUAGAGUUCUGUCCUCAGUUCUCAGUUCAAACUCCUCCAGUCUGAGAGAACUGGACCUGAGUAACAAUAAACUGCAGGAUUCAGGAGUGAAGCUGCUCUCUGAUGGACUGAAGAAUCCACACUGUACACUGGAGAAACUGAGUCUGUGUCUCUGUAAUCUGACAGAGGAAAGCUGUAGAGUUUUGUCCUCAGUUCUCAGCUCAAACUCCUCCAGUCUGAGAGAACUGGACCUGAGUGUCAAUAAAAUGCAGGAUUCAGGAGUGAAGCUGCUCUCUGAUCUACUGAAGGAUCCACACUGUAAACUGGAGACACUACACAUUAAGGAUAAGAAACUCACCAGGUCUGGUGUAUGACAGGAGUCUCUCCUCAGACAUUUUUUCCAGGAUAAAUCAGUUAUGGUGGUAAAGCGUUAGAACACGUCCCAAAUUUCCAGCAGUUUGGGAGCUGAAUCAUUCAUAUUCAGAUGUAGAAGAUCCAUAACAAUAACUGUGACUGAUCCUUCAGCAUCUACACACAACACGGAGAUAUCAUCACAUCAUCACACUGAUUACACAAAUACACAUCCAUGUGUUACAGAUGUUUAUAGAUUAUUUUCACCUCUUUAAUUGUAUCUCAAAUGUGUUUCUCCACAGAUGAUUGACUCACAGUUGUGAUCUUGAUUUAUUUAUUUUCCUUUAAAAGUGUCUUCUUUUCAAACCCUUUUAAAAUCGUUAUUAAAAUUCCUUUAAACAUUAAAGGAAUCUUCUUUUUUGUGUAGUUGAACUUUUUUCUUAAUUUCCUAAUGACAUUUUUUAUCUUGGUUGUAUCUUGUUUUUAUAUAAUUUAACUUCUUUUUUUUCCUCUUUCCACCAUAUAUUUUGCUUUAUUUCUUCAUUUUGCCCCCUUCGAGUUCUUUCUCUUCCCUUUUUUAUAUUUUUGUUCUCUUUGGCUAAUUCAUUCUCUAAUUUUUUAAAAUGUACUUUUACUUGUUAUUUCUCUUUUCUUUCUUUCUAAAAAUGUAACAUUAUCUUCCUCAUUCAUUUCAUUUCCUUUUUUCUUUUUCUAUAAUUUCUCUAAUCUUAAAAUCAUAGUCGUUUUUCUUUAAACUUUCUGUAUUUAGAAUCCAUACACUUUGUCCCCUUUCUACAUUAUUCCAGUCUUAAAAAAUAAAAACUCAUGAUACUCAAACUUGUUUCCUUAUAUCUGAUUUUGUCUGUAAAGUUUUCUACAUUUCUUGUACAUAAAAUAAAGUCAAUCCUUGUCCUGCAA
Molecule: messenger RNA, 3970 nt
Organism: Tachysurus vachellii
Lineage: Eukaryota; Metazoa; Chordata; Actinopteri; Siluriformes; Bagridae
Product: NACHT, LRR and PYD domains-containing protein 12-like
Exons: 11
Coding region: 139-3075 (978 amino acids)
Molecular function (GO): protein binding
Source: RefSeq, a predicted model, not a curated record